CAGUACAGGAAAUGGAUGCUAGUUGCUGCCUGUUCAGUGUGUUGUUCUUCUUUCUGGUUGGGUCGUGCCAGACGGAGUCCUCCUAUAUAAGCCUUUUGUACUGCCAGCGACUGGUGCCAUCGGCAUUUACUUCCGCUUUCACUCCUUGCAGAUUUCCAUGUGUGCUAAAAUACCUAAGAGCACCUUUCAACAUUGUUAUGCGAUCUGAGCCCGAUGGAACACCGUGCAAGGACCUUGCCAGUGCUGGGAAUGGAUGCUAGUUCCCGCCUCAUCAGUGUUUUGUUCUUCAUUGUGGCUGGGCCAUGCCAGACGGAAUGCACCUACGGAAGCAUUUUGAAUUGUCAGCGACUGGUGUCACCCGCUGUUACUUCUGUUUUGACUCCCUGCCAAUUUCCCUGUAUAAUUCCAUACCUAAGAGCACCUUUCAACAUUAUUGUGCAACCUGAACCCGAUGGAACACCGUGCAGGUAUAUGGGCCACUGCAAUGAAGGGGCCUGUCUCGAUAUUGGGAAUCAUGCUGCAGCAGAACACUACCAAUGGGGCCCCAUCUCCGACAUAAGAAGUUACCACAAUAGCAAUACCAAUGGCGACAGUCAUACUGGUAGCACUGUCCUCUCAACUAGUGGCGGCUAUGCGACAUCCGGCUUUCUCAGUGAAACAAAUCUCAAUCGGCAUACUGACCAAGUUAUCAACGAAAAUGACGCACGUUUAUUUGCCAGAGAACUAAGCGCCCGAAAGUCACGUCAGCAACUGUUACGUAUGAAACGUGCUGCUCGAAGCUCGAACGAGGAAGGGCACGAUGGCCUCAAAAUGCAUGAAAGUGGAAAAUAUGUUGCACUGGCAAGAUUCAGAAGGAGCAAUAAAAAGCGCAGACGAAACAGAAAUCGUGGUCGUCCUCAAAACAAUUAUAACAGAAAUCGGUAUUACAAUGGAAACAUGCGUGGAGCAGGAAGCGGCCCGUACGGCCCGCCGUACGCUCCACACAACCCUACUGUCAUUGUAGUUGACUCGCCACGUAAAAAAGGUAGUAGAGGUAGUACUGCUUUGAAAUUAGCGGCUGGCGGUUUGGCCGCAGGUGCCGCGGGUUACGCCGGUUACAAACUCGCUGGAGGAGGAAGCACGCACGGACACACAAGUUCCAGCGGAGCUGGAGGUACAGAAGACAAAAACCCGCAACCUAAGGAAACCGGCCCGACAGUGAGUGCAGUGAGCACUCCAGCCACCACGACAGGGAAUCCAGUCGAGGAAGGAAGCAGCACGGAUAAGGGCGCUGGUGGUGCAGGAAACGACGACAAGGAGAAAACCGACGGCACUGAAGCCGGCACGACAACGAAAGCCGAGGGCAGUGGAACGGACGUGACCGGGACUGCUGGUACCGACGGGAAAGAGAAAACCACGAGUAGUAAAACCGACGUGACAGGGGAAACCGGAAAUGACAAGCCCGAGAAAACUGAUAAUACUGGAACUAACACGACCGAGGCCAUCAAUAGUAAAUCCACCGACCUUACUGUGAAAGGUCAGGAUACUGGAACGAACGCUACCGAGAAAAGCACCCCCAAUGGGGACAGUUCUAGUUCUGCGCUUCCGGCAGCAGCGGUGCCCACGGCAGCAACGAGAAGACGAAAAGUUUCGAUGAGAAUUGACGAAUCUGGCAUUCACUUAGACGUUGACGCAGGCACUGAAGGGCGCGGCACCUAAAAAUAAAACAAAUAGUAGACCGGAGGCAAAUCUUCAACUAACGAACAUAAAUGACGUUGGCAGAGGAGUCUUCUAAGAAGCAGUUUAACUGGCACUUGCGAGAGUUGCGAUGUCGCCGCAGGUAACGGAGUAUAGACAGGUCAAUUCAAACACUUCAGACUAAUUGGAUUAGUAGGGGCGUCGAUCGCUUAGCAUUAGCGAAAAAAUAAGCAUGUGAUUAUACCACCGUGCUUAUUGGCUUAUUGGCGAUUUGGAUAAUAUUUCAGCUUAUUGGCGAUUUCGAUAAUAUUUCAGUGAUAUUUUUUCAACCGGCAACUCGCAUUUUGGGGCUGCAGAUUUGACUACCAGAGGCCGCAUUGGGAAACAAUUUUCACCAAGUGGCAACCCAUAGGCCGCAGCUUAAAUCUAAACACGCAGGAGGUUUUGCAUUCCCAUUCCUUAUUGAUUCCUCUUAAUCUCAAUUCGCAAGACGUCAACAUAGGUGAGUUAUAUUAGCCAGUGAAAGAAUUCAUUAAGUAAAACGUAUAUGCUUUCGCACCAGAAGAUUACCAGCGGAUAUUUCGAAAGUCAUAUUAACGGAAGAGUCGCCGGUAUAUGCGCGAGCUUCGGGCAAUGACCGGCUUCAAUUUCGUCGUUUAUAAAGGCAGUCGUAGAACUUGAAUGUAGCUUAAAGUAAUCGAACGUUACUUUGUGAUUUUAUUAUGGCAACUUAACUGUACAUUAUAGGAUAUAUUUUGCAGGUUAUCUCAGCGUGGUAAAAUAUCACAGCUGAACUAGAUGUGUUGUGUCAUGAGCCAAAAGUGAUUUUUGAUUCGCAGAAAAAAAAUUUGCAUAAUAAGUAAGUAGCCUAACUUUUCCUAUGCUUAUGUUUAAUAAAAUGCUUUUUUGUUUUCUUAUGUUUUCGUUGCUCUGCGUUCAUAUCAUUUUUUUCUCCUCACAGUAGGGUAACCGUGUUAGGCGUGAAAAAGAGACUUCAAUGCAAUCAGGGAAUAAAUGUACUUGCUACCUUUAUUGG
Molecule: messenger RNA, 2713 nt
Organism: Dermacentor silvarum
Lineage: Eukaryota; Metazoa; Arthropoda; Arachnida; Ixodida; Ixodidae
Product: ras guanine nucleotide exchange factor E-like
Exons: 7
Coding region: 214-1698 (494 amino acids)
Source: RefSeq, a predicted model, not a curated record